AUGGCCGCUUACAACCGGCCGCCGCCUCGACCACUACAUAGUUUACGCCGCACCCUGUCUUCGGCAGCGUCGGGCAGUCUCCGGCUCCUGACGAGCGAAGUAGAACUGUUCCAGGGCGGCUACGAAAACGAGUACAUAUCUCCCACGCGAGCCUCCUCCAAGAGCCAAACAAUUUCCCACUUUGGUAGUCCCAGUACAGGAAGCGCCGCUUCAUCAGGGGGGUUCCUAGCUAGGACACCGUCUUUGCCUCCGAUAUCACGGGGCGAUGAUAGCCAUGGCGCCGAAUUCUGCAGCCCCUCUAUCGAUCCAUGCUUGCCGACGCAGGUUCCCGACGGAAAUCGAAACCCGUUCGAUGAUUCGUACCGUAGGGAUUUGGAGGCUCGGUUGGAGAUAGAAUCGCCCUAUCAUGUCUUUUCAAGGAGACAGAAGUGGUUUGUCAUUCUCAUCAUUGGUGCUGCUGGGCUGUUCUCGGGGCUUUCCUCCAACAUCUACUUUCCAGCACUGGACACCAUCUCCCAGGACCUGAAAGUAAGCCACGAGAUGGUAGCCUUGACCAUCACUUCAUAUCUUGUAAUUCAAGGUAUCUCACCCUUGAUCUGGGGAUCGAUAUCAGAUACUCUAGGAAGAAGGCCCAUAUACAUGGCAUCCUUUGCAGUAUACAUAUUUUCCAACAUUGGCCUCAGCAUUUCGCCAAAUUUUGCGGUCCUGCUGCUUUUUAGAGGCUUGCAAGCAGCUGGAAGCGCCUCGACUGUUAGCAUUGGUAAUGGCGUGAUCCAGGACAUCUCCCCCCCAGCAGAUAGGGGGGCGUUCGUCAGCUUAUACCAGGCGAUAAGAAACUUCGGCAUUGCUAUCGGACCCGUGCUCGGCGGAUUGCUUACAAACUACUUCGGUUUCCGAUCCAUCUUUAUCUUCCUUUUGAUAAUAUCUUCCAUCGUCACGCUGAUUAUUGUUGUCCUUCUUCCCGAGACUAUGCGUACCAUUGCCGGAAACGGAUCGCUGCGACUGGAGGGCGUCUAUAAGCCGCUAAUUUUAUAUCUGAAGAAAGAGCCUAGUUACUUGGAGGACCCCGAAGAGCCCAUUCAGCGGGAAAAGAUUACACUAAUGACCUUUUUCGAGCCGCUGCGGCUGCUGAUUCAAAGAGACAUUUUAAUCAACCUUCUCUUCGGCGGCGUGGUGUACACUGUAUGGAGUAUGGUCACGUCAAGCACCACUGUUCUUUUUAAGCAGCGUUUCAACCUCAGCGAUCUCGAAAUUGGUCUUGCCUUUCUACCUAACGGACUCGGAACGAUAAUUGGCUCAGCUAUUGCUGGCAAGACGAUGACGCGAGACUAUCUUUCGGUUGAGGAGGCAUACAAAGCAUCUUACAAAUGCGACACUUCCAAGAAAUUUUCGGGGGGCAACCUACCUGCCGACUUCCCAAUAGAGCAGGCCCGCCUACGGCGGUUGCCAUGGAUUUCUCUUGCCUUCGUCGCCGCCACUGCGGGCUACGGCAUGUCUCUCAACUUUUCCUCCUUGACUUCCCGGCGGGGCUGGAUCGCCCUACCUCUCGUACUACAAUUCUUGAUCGCCGCAACGAGCAACGCCAUUUUUGCUCUGAACCAGACCCUCGUCACCGAUAUUUGCCCAGGAAAGGGUGCCAGCGCCACUGCCAUCAACAACCUUGUCAGAUGUGGACUCGGAGCUGUCGGCGUUGCACUUGUAGAGAAGUUGAUCGAGUCGAAUGGACCUGGUGCUACUUUUUUGGGGCUGGCACUCGUUACAGUUGCAGCCGGCCCUCUGGCGGUGGCCCAUUGGUAUUGGGGCCAAGGGUGGAGGGCAAAGAGAAUGGGAGCUGAUGAGAGAGCUAGAGAAGACAAGGCAAUGGGUGGCUAG
This is a messenger RNA of Colletotrichum graminicola M1.001, 1872 nucleotides long. RefSeq names its product major facilitator superfamily transporter. Gene Ontology annotation, molecular function: transmembrane transporter activity. The transcript is spliced from 5 exons. Gene Ontology annotation, biological process: transmembrane transport. The record is from RefSeq and is a predicted model, not a curated record. NCBI's taxonomy places the organism in Eukaryota, Fungi, Ascomycota, Sordariomycetes, Glomerellales, Glomerellaceae. Bases 1 to 1872 code for a protein of 623 amino acids.